CCGCCCCGGCGGGCCGCGCCGCCGCCGCUCCCCCCUCUGGGCCGCAGUGGUGCAGCCCGGAGGUUAGCGGAAGCGGCCGCUCGGCGCUGCCAUGUUGAGCCGCCGCCGCCGCCGCCGCUUUGUUGUCGGCUCCAUGUAGCUGGGGCCCGGGGGAGGGAGGAGGGGGGGGCCGCGCCGCCGCCGGAGCCGCCGCCGGAGCCGCCGCCAGCCGCGGGACGCCCCCGCCAUGGAGGCCAACUGGACCGCGUUCCUCUUUCAGGCACAUGAAGCCUCACAUCACCAACAGCAGGCAGCACAGAACAGUUUGUUGCCUCUCCUGAGCUCUGCUGUUGAGCCACCCGAUCAGAAGCCGAUUCUGCCCUUACCAAUAACGCAGAAACCUCAGCCUGCACAAGAAACAUUAAAGGAUGCUAUUGUUGGGAUUAAAAAGGAAAAACCUAAAACCUCCUUUGUGUGCACUUACUGCAGCAAAGCUUUCAGGGACAGCUACCAUUUGAGGCGUCACGAGUCCUGCCACACAGGGAUAAAGUUAGUGUCACGGCCAAAGAAAACUCCCACCACAAUGGUGCCCCUUAUCUCGACCAUCGCUGGUGACAACAGCCGAAGUUCCUUGGUUUCGACUAUCGCAGGCAUCCUGUCCACAGUCACUACGUCUUCCUCUGCCACCAACCCCAGCAGUAGUGCCGGCGCAACGGCCAUGGCAGUGACUCAGACCGUGAAGAAGCCCAGCAAGCCUGUUAAGAAGAACCACGCUUGUGAGAUGUGCGGAAAGGCCUUCAGGGAUGUGUAUCACCUCAACCGGCACAAGCUGUCCCACUCAGAUGAAAAACCCUUUGAAUGUCCAAUUUGCAAUCAGCGUUUCAAGAGAAAGGAUCGCAUGACCUACCACGUGAGGUCUCACGAAGGUGGCAUCACGAAACCAUACACCUGUGGUGUUUGUGGAAAAGGCUUCUCGAGGUACCAUGUAGAAAAUCCCAGGCGAGCUCAAGUAUUGGCUUUUCAUAACCAAGAAGGGUUAAGCUAUCAUAGCGAGGGGCUAGGAGAAGCAGACAUCUUAGAAGAUUGGCCUGAUCAUUUAAGCUGUCACGUUAAACACGUUCACUCAACAGAGAGACCCUUCAAAUGCCAAACGUGCACUGCUGCCUUUGCCACCAAAGACAGACUGCGGACACACAUGGUGCGCCAUGAAGGAAAGGUAUCGUGUAAUAUCUGUGGUAAACUUCUGAGUGCAGCAUAUAUCACCAGCCACUUAAAGACACACGGGCAGAGCCAAAGUAUCAACUGUAAUACCUGUAAACAAGGCAUCAAUAAAACGUGCAUGAGUGAAGAGACCAGCAAUCAGAAGCAGCAGCAGCAGCAACAGCAGCAGCAGCAACAACAGCAACAGCAGCAGCAGCAACAACAGCAGCAGCAGCAACAGCAGCAGCAGCAACAGCAGCAGCAGCAGCAGCAACAGCAGCAGCAGCAGCAGCAACAUGUAACAAGUUGGCCUGGAAAGCAGGUAGAGACCCUGAGAUUAUGGGAAGAAGCCGUCAAAGCAAGGAAGAAAGAAUGUCAGUUCACCUUUGAGAAGGCUAUAGAGUACGUACCAUUCGAAGCUGCUAACUUGUGCCAAACCUCCACUGCUGCUACUACGCCUGUGACUCUUACUACUCCAUUCAAUAUAACGUCCUCUGUGGCUUCUGGGACUAUCACAAACCCAGUCACAGUGGCAGCUGCAAUGAGCAUGAGAAGUCCAGUAAAUGUAUCAAGUGCAGUUAAUAUAUCCAGUCCGAUGAACUUAGGGCAUCCUGUAACUAUAACCAGUCCAUUAUCCAUGACAUCUCCAUUAACGCUCACCACACCAGUCAAUUUACCUACCCCAGUAACCGCUCCAGUGAAUAUAGCGCAUCCAGUCACUAUAACGUCUCCUAUGAACCUCCCAACACCAAUGACGUUAGCUGGUCCAUUAAAUAUAGCAAUGAGACCAGUGGAGAGCAUGCCUUUCCUGCCCCAAGCCUUGCCCACGUCUCCUCCCUGGUAAAGAAUUUCUAAACAGUAUUAAAGAGGAUUAAAAUGGAAUCCUUACCAGCAGUUGCUUUUCGUUUCUUUUUUUUUUUUUUAGUUUUUUUUUCCUAGUUAAUAAUAAUUCAAACUAAGUCGCUGGUGCAGCACGCACCGUCAGAGACCAUAGUAGCAUCUUCCCCUGUUGAUUUGGCUAUUGUUCAAACUUGAGUUUCACUGGAGCACUUCAUUUAAAGUAAGUUUUACCUUUUACCUUUUAGCUGACUGAUGCUGAAUUAGAGCAGAUAUGUACUUGCCAGAGUUAAAAAAAAAAAAGAAAAAAAAAGUCAUUAAAAAUCAGCUUUAUGUUUUAUCCCCCAAAUUAUAACUUAGAAAAUUAUUUUAAUGUAAACACUAGCAAAGACCCCUCUGUAUCUUUAACAGGGUGGAUGGCUAAUUUUAACUUGCCAGUUGUAAGUCCAUUGUUACUGAGCUAGUGUAGAAUCUUUGUCUGUGUUAAUGUUUUUUUUUAAUGAGUAAAUGCAUUACAAUGUUGUCAUUUUUAAAAAUGCAUUUUGGAGAAAAUAUGCAUUUUACCUUUGGGAAUAUGAUAAUUUCAGGCAGCAUUCCCUAUGGGAAAGGUGAUACCAGCUCUGAUAUGCAAAGCAUAUGAUAACUUAUCAUUCUAACUUCAACAUAUAAUAGGGAUUGUGACCUGAUAUUUGGAGAUGUAAAUAUUACCCAACAUAUUACCCUAAGGGAAUAUAGCAUUGUAGUCAACAUUUUUUUUAAAAAAACUGUUAUUGUUUGGUGAGAAACAGCCAUGGCUGACAGAAGAGGAGUCGAAAUGUAUGUAAACAUGGUCUCUGAACAGUCAGAACCCUAUGGGACUCUUAUCUAGGAGCAAAAGGAGUGCUUUGAAACUUAUGAAAUAUUGCUUUAAGCUGGAAGAUUCUGGAGGCACUGGGUGUGAUUUUUAUGCCCUCUGUCUCCCAAUCAGAACCUGCUGGUGUUACAGCAGGGGACAGACGUGUUAGUUGUUCACUAGAAGUUUUGUCUUAUAUUAAAUUGUAUACAGUUUUUAUUCUAACCACUAACUAGGUAGGAUGCCCCUUCAGGACAAGCAGAGAGCGUCUUUUAAUUUCUCCCCUACUUCUUAAUCAAGUGUUGUGCAAAUCUGUUCAACUUUGUAAAUAUUUGCAAACAUCAUCAUUUUUACGUUACUCUUCUAUUGUGUUAACACAUUUCUAUCAGUUUGUGGGAGUUUUGGGGUGGUGGUCUGAACUGUCCAGCCCAGAACUUCUCCAUAAAUGAUCACACAUGUUUAAGCUACAUGUGCUUUUUAUUUCUUAACCUGUUUAUCUGUACAUAAAGUAGAAAGCAAAAUCUAGGGAAACAGAUAUACUUUUUAGACUAUCAUGUCACAUAUUCACGUUUUUAAAACUUUGUUUAAAAAAACACCCUAAAACCAAGACUCUACAUUAAAAAAAUAAAAUUGCAGUUGCGAUGUUUUUAUCCUAAUGAAGUUGAAAGCUAUGAGAUUAGCGUGUGCGCAUUUCACAGAGUGCUAGCGGGACUGACUAGUCAAAUGGACUGCUUCCGUUUCUACCCUGCCGUGGCAGUACGAGCAGUGAUUGCCAGACUUCUGGGUCAGGUGACAGGUAUCUGUAUCAUUACGUGAAACUGUUCUAGGGGCUUGGACUACAUAGUAAAACAAAAACAAAAAAAAUAGAGCUUAGUGUAAAAUAAUUUUAUAAAUGAUCUUUUGUACUUUAGGACAUCAAAUUGUACAACUUUUGUAUAUAUAAAAGCUUAGGAACUUUCUGUUUAGCAGAAAGGAAACACAUUCCUACACUUUUAAUGUAUAUGUUUGUUAUAAUGUCCAUGUAAACAUAUGCCCUAUGUUUGUGCCUUUUAAUUAGUUUGUCUCAAUAAACAAAAAUGUAGAGAAGAAUAUGUAGCUAUGACUUUGUUACCACUGUUCUUACUCCAGCUGUGUGGAGCUCUCUGUUUUUGCGCUGUGGAGCAUUGCGUGCAGGCAGCUGCAUGACCUGGGCCGGUACGGCCAGAACGAGGCAUGCAAGUCCAGCGCAUCCCAGCAAAAACUGUCUCUCUCCCCCGUAGCGUAGAGCAGCCCACGCCGAUGGGGCGUUGCAUGUCAGGAUGUGUAGUUUCCAAGCCAUCUCUGUUACCCCUGAAAACGAUACCAGCUUGCACCGGUUUUACCUAGCGGGUAGAGCAUUCUGCAUCUGGGUAAAGUGCGGUGAUGACCCGUAGGUGAAGUUUGGGUGUCCCUGAGCUUAAAAAAUAAAAGCAUUAAAAGCUAAUAUGAAAAUGUGUACUAGAAGUGGUUAUCUAUGAAUUACUUACAAUAAACAGGUGUGAGACUUAA
Molecule: messenger RNA, 4375 nt
Organism: Dromaius novaehollandiae (emu)
Lineage: Eukaryota; Metazoa; Chordata; Aves; Casuariiformes; Dromaiidae
Gene: VEZF1
Product: vascular endothelial zinc finger 1
Exons: 7
Coding region: 227-2023 (598 amino acids)
Biological process (GO): regulation of transcription by RNA polymerase II
Cellular component (GO): nucleus
Molecular function (GO): RNA polymerase II cis-regulatory region sequence-specific DNA binding; DNA-binding transcription factor activity, RNA polymerase II-specific
Source: RefSeq, a predicted model, not a curated record